UUAUAAUAUUGUUCACUUGGUCAUAUUUGUUUCCCACCGCAUGCCCUACCGUUUGAAACAGAGAAAACAAUAAGUCAUUUUCUAUAUUUUCAGACACAAUAAAUCAGUCUCUCCUAUAAUAUAAGCUUCAAACUUAAGCCAUAUAUUUUCUUCUCACUUGUGCUAGCUAGAUUGGCUUACUAUCUAUAUAUACACAAGCGCGCGCAGUCACAAAGGUUGGAUUAAUAUUUAUCAUUUAUUAGCAUCUACCCUAGAGUUUCUUUAAUUAAGAACAAGCUCUAGCAUUAUCUUUAGCUGUCACAAGGAGAAGCACAAGAUGGGAGUACAAGGCACUUUGGAAUACUUCUCUGACUUACUCAGCAGCACCAAGAAGAAGAAGAAGAAGCAAACCCAAACUGUAGCUUUGAAAAUCAGAAUGGACUGUGAAGGUUGUGCACGCAAGGUUAAGCACGUCCUUUCUGGAGUUAAAGGAGCUAAAAAGGUAGAAGUGGACUUGAAGCAGCAGAAAGCAACAGUGACUGGAUAUGUUGAACCAAAGAAAGUGCUUAAAGCUGCUCAAUCUACCAAGAAGAAGGUUGAACUGUGGCCGUAUGUUCCAUACACUAUGGUUGCUAACCCUUAUGUUUCUCAGGCUUAUGAUAAGAAGGCACCUCCUAAUAUGGUGAGGAAGGUGCCUGACACUGCCAACAUAUCAGAGACAACUGUGGACGACCGCUACAUACAUAUGUUCAGUGAUGAAAACCCAAAUGCCUGCUUUAUCAUGUAAUUAAUUGAUUAAUGUUUGUGUAGUGAAUCACACACUAAAAUAUAUGAUAAAUAAAUAUAAAAUUAAUGGGGUAGUGGUUUUUGACUUUUGUGUAAAAUAUAUGAUAGAAAAUUUUGCAUGACUUUUGCAUAUGGCUACGAUACUGAUUGUCAUGUUUCAAUCUUUCAUUAUCUUAAUCUUAAAGAUCGUUUGUUGGGAAGCGGGAGGUCUUAGAAAAGGGUAGACGAAAUGAGAGCAAACUUGGGGUAUGUCAAGGGACAGCAAAUAACGCCAUCGUCAUUUUCACAUUUUCUUGUUGGUGACCU
Abrus precatorius (Indian licorice) is the source of this 1071-nucleotide messenger RNA. RefSeq names its product heavy metal-associated isoprenylated plant protein 24. Lineage: Eukaryota; Viridiplantae; Streptophyta; Magnoliopsida; Fabales; Fabaceae. The transcript is spliced from 2 exons. Bases 317 to 766 code for a protein of 149 amino acids. The record is from RefSeq and is a predicted model, not a curated record. Gene Ontology annotation, molecular function: metal ion binding.